AUCGAUAUCUCAUUCGAUUACUGCUACUGCUCGGCUAACUUCGACUUGAGAAACUAGGGUGUUAAAUAAAUAUAUAUAUAUAAAUUUAUCGGGCGAGUUUAAGCCAGCUAACAAAGCUGGCCAAUUACAAAAAAAUACUUACCGGCGAUAAGCCGUACUCGUGCACCUACUGUCAUAUGCAGUUCAGGCAGCAGGGCACGCUCAUCAACCACAUAAGGACGCACACGAAUCUCGCCAGUCAGCCAGCUAGAGUGGACCACGCGGCAAUGCCUGCACAUCUUGGACACGGUGCACAACAGCUGGCAAAUGGCUUACUGCAAAACAACCUGCACAGCACAACUCCCAAUUUCCUUCAGUUGGACCACCAUCCGCUGCUGCAUUUCCUUGAAGGCAGUACAACAGUAAGCUCUUUGGUAGCGAGCAAUGCAGCAGCAGCUGCGGCGUCUGCUGCAUCAGCAAAUACAACAGGGACAGCGACGAUUAAUCCAAAAACAGAACCCAGCCAUACCGAACAGACGCCUCGCUUAAGCGUGGGCACCAUUAAUAUGUUAAGAAGCGACAAUCCUGAUCGUCCAUUUGGCUGUAGCGUUUGCCGGCGCUUCUUCUCUCAACAGAGCACCCUGGUCAACCACAUCAAAACGCACACGGGCGAGAAACCAUACAAAUGCAAGAUCUGUGAUGCAAGUUUCCGGCAAGUGGCCACGCUCAAUAAUCAUAUGAAAAUCCAUACUGGAGAGAAACCGUACACCUGUUCCUACUGCCCCAAACAGUUCAGGCAAAAGAGUACCCUACAAAAUCAUCUGCGGAUCCACAAAUGCUAGCUUGCAUCCGCUUAUCGUUAAAUUCGAUUAAAUUCGGAUAGUUACAAAUGCGAUACAUACAUGAAAACAUGCGUAAUACAUUAAAAUACAUUUAAACAAAAACAUGUACUGAAAAGUGUUAUUUACCUGCUAUGCAGGGCGCAAUUAAAUGUACACAAAGCUAAAAACUAUUGUAUAUCCA
Molecule: messenger RNA, 1002 nt
Organism: Drosophila hydei
Lineage: Eukaryota; Metazoa; Arthropoda; Insecta; Diptera; Drosophilidae
Product: adult enhancer factor 1-like
Exons: 1
Coding region: 177-821 (214 amino acids)
Biological process (GO): negative regulation of transcription by RNA polymerase II; regulation of immune system process; regulation of cytokine production
Source: RefSeq, a predicted model, not a curated record